Ectocarpus siliculosus is the source of this 527-nucleotide messenger RNA. The record is from the annotation of a GenBank genome assembly. Lineage: Eukaryota; Phaeophyceae; Ectocarpales; Ectocarpaceae.
AUGGAGGCCGCCGCGGCGAAGCUCAUGGAUUUCUCCCAGCCGAUGGACGUGGCUCUGCUGGAUCAGGUGGUUACCACGGCCUUCGACGCGAGCCAUCCGCAGCGCAACGAUGCGAACAUUCUCCUCAUGAGGAUGAAGGAGAGCCCGGAUAUGUGGCAGCAGGCGGGGACCAUACUCGAGCAGUCCCAGAGCCAGCACACUCGGUUCAUCGGUCUUCAGAUCUUGGACGGGGCAAUCCAGACGAGAUGGAGAAUCCUGCCGCAGGACCAGCGCGACGGCAUCAAGACCUACGUUGUGGGCAAGAUCAUACAGCUUUCUCAGACGGAGGAGUCGUUGCGGCAGGAGCGGAUAUUCAUCAACAAAAUCAAUCUGGUUCUCGUGGCGAUCCUGAAGCAGGAGUGGCCGCACAACUGGCCAUCUUUCAUCUCGGACAUUUGCGAAGCAAGCAAGACGAACGAGGUGCUCUGCGAGAACAACAUGCAGAUCCUGAAGCUGCUUAGCGAGGAGGUGUUCGACUUCAGCAAGGA